Messenger RNA from Phyllotreta striolata, 2355 nucleotides. NCBI's taxonomy places the organism in Eukaryota, Metazoa, Arthropoda, Insecta, Coleoptera, Chrysomelidae. The record is from the annotation of a GenBank genome assembly.
AUGAGGCUGUACUUAGUAGCCUUGCUGAUAUCGACAGCGCAUGCUCUUCCCGACGGCGCCCCGACGUCCGCCUGCAACACUCUAAAGCCCGUCCACGAAGGGGCCCUACCUCAAGCCAACCUGGCCCCUUACUCCGUCUUCGUGAAGCAACAGGGCGACGUCGUCCAGGUCACCAUCGGCUCGAACCUCGGCGUGCCCUUCCAAGGCUUCAUGGUGCAGGGGCGGACGCCCGAAGGGCGGGUAAUCGGCUCGUUUCAACUGCCCGGCGGCUCCCAGGCUCACACGAUCGACUGCAAGGGCGCCGGCGACACCGCCACCCACAACAGCCCCGAGAAGAAGGACCUGGUGAACCUGAUCUGGGUGCCGCCCACGGGCUACCAAGGAUCCGUCGUUUUCGCGUCGACGAUACUGCAGAGUUUCGAGACCUUCUGGGUGGGGCUGGAGUCCGAUGUGGUCGAGGUGCGACGCAGGUCCGUCAGACAGGAUUCCUUCUACAGUAACUGCGGUGUUACCAAGUACUGCUACGGGGCGCCCAUCGAUUGCGUCGACGCGCAGAACUGCAAAGUCGCGGUGGCGGUGACCUCGGUGGGGGAGGCCUUCGAUUUCGAGCUGAGGGCCAACGGGAACCCGGCUUGGGUGGGCGUAGGUCUCUCCGAUGACGCCAGAAUGGGCGACGAUUCCGUGGUGGAGUGCGUUAAAGACAAAACCACCGGAAAGGUGGAGGCUUUCUUGUCUUGGACUACGAUCAAUCCCUAUGGAGCUCCACGAUUGGAGAAGCCUCAGGAGGGUAUUAGAUUGUUGAAUGCCAGCGUAGAUGAAGAUGUGCUCUAUUGCAAGGUCAGAAGGGAUACUGUGACUAAUAUUAAGGGAACCGUUUUUGAUUUGAGGGCGAAUUCUUUCCAUGUACUUGUUGCUGCUGGUGCUGAGCUUAAAGACAAUUCCGUGGGCUUCCACGACCUCUCCUACCUAGCCAGCCCGGACCCGCAAGUUCUAUCGCCCAACUCCCAAUCCCUGUUCGUCAACCGGCCGGACAUCUCCACCACCACCACCCCGGCGUACUUCGAACCGCCGGCGGCCCGGCCGGCCGCCGCCGAAUUCGACGCCUUCUACGAGGGCUGCGCCGUCACCAAGAUGUGCUUCGGCGCGCCGGAGGACUGCGUGCGGACGCGCGCCUGCCGCGCCGCCGUCGCCGUCACCGUCGCCGGCGAUCGCUACGAUUUCGAGAUGAAGGCGACCGCCAACGCCGCCUGGGUGGGCGUCGGUCUCUCCGACGACGCCAAAAUGGGCGACGAUUCCGUCAUCGAGUGCGUCAAAACCGAUCGAGGCGUCCGGAGCUACAUGUCUUUGACCGGAAUCAAACCCUACCGAGCUGUCCGAUUGCAAAACCCACAACUCGGCAUAGAAUUGCUAAAUUCUAGCGUAAUCGACGACACCAUCUACUGCAAGGUGAGAAGAAGCCCCGUGACUCUAGUCGGCGGUACCACCUACGAUUUGACCAACAACAAGUACCACGUCCUUGUAGCCGCCGGUGAUUCGGCGACGCCUAAUAGUGUGGGUUUCCACAACGUCCAGCUGCCCAGCAAAGAGAAACUCUUCCUGUCGGACACCGCCGAGGUGGCGGCGCCUUCGAAGCUGCUGGUCCACCUUCACGGCGCCUUCAUGCUGGCCGCUUGGAUCGGCACCGCCUCGGUGGGGAUCCUCCUAGCGCGGUACUACCGGCAAACGUGGGUGGGCACCACCAUGAUGGGCAAGGACCUUUGGUUCGCUUGGCACAGGUUCUUCAUGGUGCUGACUUGGCUGUUUACUAUAGCAGCUUUCGUGAUUAUCUUCGUGGAGCUGCGCAAGUGGUCGGAGGAGAACAAUCCGCACGCGAUUUUGGGCACCGUUACGACGAUUUUGUGUUUCUUCCAGCCCAUCGGGGCUUACUUUAGGCCUCAUCCGGGUACUUCGAAGAGAUCCAUAUUCAAUUGGGCGCAUUGGUUGGCGGGAAACGCCGCUCAUAUCAUCGCAAUUGUUACGUUGUUUUUCGCUGUGAGAUUGACCAAAGCGGAACUACCGGAGGAAGUUGAUUAUAUUUUGGUUGCUUAUGUGGUUGUUAGCGUCGUGGCCCAUCUUCUACUAUCGAUUUUGUACGGGAUAUCAGAGAAAUCGGGAGAUAGCAGAGUCUCGUCCUUCCCGAUGAAGGAUUUGGGAGGUUCAGGAAGGAAUUCGGUGUACAACGACAGGAAUAUGGACGCUAGAUUUUCCACUGCGAGGAAGUUCAUUUUGGGCGUAUACAUUGUGAUAAUUCUCGUUUUGGUGAUAGGACUCAUUUUGAUAACAGUAUUUACACCGGCGAAGGAUUUGUUCCGGUAA